UAUCACAGCUGGUUGCUGAAACGAUUUGCUUUACCAGAGUUCCUUCAGAGUAACAACACAUCAGGUGCUUGAAAAGAAUGUGAAGCAAAAUUGGGACAACUGAACAGAAGAGUCACCAGAUAAGGCCUUAUGUGUUCACCAUUUACUUCAUCGUCCUACAUGGUGCACCUUGAUCUGACUGUAACCCAUGUUGACUGUCAUCCAGAAAACAUACUGGUAUAUUUUUGGGCGCAGUACUGCAACAUAUGUGAAUUGGACUAUCAUAUAUUACAUACUGAGAUUCAGAAUGCAACGAAGACCAGUGCUGAUAUUGCAGUUGAUGAGUUUUGUUUUGCAGAGGAUCCUUACCAAGGUGUAUGGUAUCGAGGAAGGAUAAUAAGAAAACAUGAAGAUGCGUAUGAGGUUUUCCUCCUAGAUGUUGGGGCGGUCUUGAUAGUUGAUGCUGGGCACAUUGCUCCUGCCUCUCAGAAUCUGUUUCAACUGCCCCCAAAAAUAGUAUGUGGUGUAUUUUCAAAUAUAGUUCCUGUAAGAAGAAUAUGGUCCCCAAUGGCUCUCAAAUAUUUUGCAUCAUUGGCAUCCUCUCAAAUCAAAGGUUAUGUUGAAGAUUCCUUAAUGAACCAAAUUGUUUUAGUAGAAGUCCCAACUGUUAAUCAAAAACUCCUUGAACUUGGCGUAGCAAAAAUUCUUGAUGGCAACACUUUCCAUUUCCUAUUGAAUAUAUCUGAAGAUUUACUGAGAUAUCCCGGUUAUAAACAUUCUAAAAUUAAAAGAACAAAUGUAGAAUGCUGGAGACCUGUGCUGGAUAACACCAUUACAUUAUCAUCAAGUUUUCAACAUAUUGUGAAUGUUUUCAGUCCAAGUUUGCAAGCUGGUGUUAUAGAAUCAGUAAGAAUUACAUGUGCAUCAGGACUUCAUAACUUUUACAGCCAACUGCAAAAACUGACUUCAGAGCUAGAAACGAUGAUGAAAGAUAUGCAUUAUUAUUAUGAAAACCAAGAAGAAGAUUUAAAUGAUGAACAUCUUAAUAAUUUUGGUGCACUCUGUGCUGCAAAAGGUAAAGAUGGAAAAUGGUACAGGGGAAUUGUAAAGCAGCUGUUAACUUCUGGCCAAGUAGAAAUUUGGUUUGUGGAUUUUGGAAAUUCAGCAAUUGUAUUUCCUCAUCAUAUUAAAAAAUUGAUGCCAGUUUUUUUCAUGAUGCCUUUGAUGUCAUUUCCCUGUGCACUAACUGGCUUAGCAAACCAAACAAAAGACUGGAUACAUUUACAGAAAGAAAUUUUUAAGCAAUCCUUGUUUGACGAAGGAUUACACAUUCGUAUUGAUUCCUACUCCUGCAAAGAACAUCUAUACUUUGUUACACUCUGUGAUCCCAAAAACAUUAAUAUCCAUCAGAUGACUGAAAAGUUGUCAGCAAUUAAACAGAAAACUGAAAGUGUCCCAAAGGUGAUUGCAAGUAAGGAUACAAGCAAACAAUUUGUAACAUUUUCAGGAACGAUGAUAAGCACAACUGGAAAUCUGGCGAGUAAUGCAAUGCAUUAUAGUUUAAGAUCUGCUGAGAUGAAAGUAAAUGCUUCCUAUGUUGGAUUUGUUGAAUAUGUUAUUAAUCCAUCUGACUUUUGGAUUCGCACAUCAGAAUACAAUCACAAAUUUGAAUGUUUAAUGAACAACAUUGAAGUUAAUAACAACAAAAUUGACAUAAAUGAAGGACUCAUCCAAAAACCAAUGGCUGGCUUAUUUUGCUGUGCAAGAUACAGUAAAGAUCUACAUUACUACAGAGCAAUUAUUACUGAUGUACUUGACAACUGCCUAAAAGUAUUUUUUGUUGAUUUUGGAAAUACUGAAAUUGUAGAUUUUACUGCUGUAAAAUCUCUGCUUCCCCAAUAUAAACAUUUGCCAUCUUUGGCUAUGAACUGUUCAAUUGCUCGUGUUUUUCCUAUUGAGGAAGUGUGGACUAAUGAUGCCACUGACUACUUUAAAAAAGCUGUAUUUAACAGAGAACUUUUAAUCAAAGUAGUCUCAAAACAAGGAAACAGAUAUAUAGUCGAUGUUCGAGACACACAAUGCAUGGAUCAGCCAUCUGUGAGUGCACUGAUGCUUCAGGCUGGAUAUGCUGACUUUUGGAAUGUAAAGGCAGACGAUAAUUUGCCUCAACAAAAUCAUAAACUGAAGUAUUCAGGAAAUAAAGCAAUCAAGCUAACCAAAAGUGAAACAAGGAUAUGCACAGAUAAAAACUCCAAGGGGAAUAAAUUGUGCGUCGUUCCAGUUUCUCACACUAAGCUGCCAACUGUAAUGAUGAAAAAUAGUAUUUCAAAUGCACCUCUUACUAUGUCAACACAGACUCAAGAAUUUUUGGUAGCAUCUCCAUUCAGACAAAAAGUGUUUAAACUUGGGUCUGAUCUUGAUGUGAGAGUGUCUCAUAUAAAUUCUCCAGCAGAAUUUUGGUGUCGACUGCAAAGUAAAUCAGAUCAACUUGAGUUGCUUAUGAAGAGUAUCCAACUUUAUUACAGUAUUCCAAGGGAGACUGUUCAACCUAAACAUACUGGGUGUGUUGCAAAAUGCUCCAAGGAUGGAAAGUGGUAUAGAGCAGCAGUUAUUCAAAGAAAUAUCCAAGAGGUUACUGUAUUGUUUGUUGAUUAUGGUAUCCAACAAAGAACGGCUAUGAGUAACCUUUGUGCUAUUAAUCCAACAUUUCUUCAGCUGGAAGGGCAAGCUUUUAGAUGCACUCUUAACAGCAAAAUUCAGUCCCAAAAUAAAGACCCUGAUGUUUGGGAUCAAGUGUCCAGUAACACGUUUAAGCAGAUUAUUGCCAACAUGUUGUCAUCUGGCAUGGGUCUGAAAUGCACAAUACUUGCAAUGGUUUUGUUGGAUGGAAAGGGACUGUGUAAUGUAGUAGAUCUUCAUGCUCCAUAUAUUAAUGUAUGCCAACUACUUUUGGACUUGGGGUUAGCCACAAAUGUCAAAUCAACAUUUUUAUUCAAUUCUUCAAUUCAAUUGUUAACAUUUUGUUACAGUGGUCAUGGCAUAAAAAUAGGAAGUGAAGAAAAAGUCUAUAUAACACAUGCUUCUAGUCUAUCAAAAUUCUAUUGCCAACUUGAGAACAAUACUGUGGUUGUGGAUAAACUAAUGACUGAUGUUAACUUUAUAAGUAAACAAAUACAAGAACAAAAAUUGGACUUGAGCAAGACCUCUUUGUGCUUAGCUAAAUAUUUUGAAGAUGGCCAGUGGUAUCGUGCUCUAGCCUGUUCUGUGCAGUCGCCUGCACAUUUUAGAGUAUUCUUCAUAGACUAUGGAAACACAGAAAUAGUUGACAAAAAUGAUGUGGUUCCAAUUCCGCUGGAAGCAAAGGAACUGUUAUCAAUACCUAUACAAGCAGUGAAGUGUUGUUUGUAUCUUCCUGUUCAGAAACUGCCUGAUGACAUUAUCACCUUAUUUAAAGAGACUGUGAUGGGAAAGCAACUGAAAGCCUUUGUUGUAGCAAAGAAAUCUGAUGGUCAGUUGGUUCUUGACCUUUAUGAUGGCAAUGUAAAAAUCACUACUAAAAUAACAGACCACCUUACUGGAAGCGAGAGGAGAUGCCUUGAUGAUGAACGGUGGCAACGUACCAAUUUCUACCUAACAAAUGUAGUCAAAUUCUCAGAACAAAUGAGUAAGCAACCUGGUUAUUUUGUGCACUUGAUAAACGAAACAAAAGGACUGAUCAGUUCCUUCCCGAGAGCAGACCUAUGCCAUAGGGGAUGUAAAAAUAAAGACCAGAACAGUUCUCUUAAUAUAGAAAAUGCACAUCAUAAAAGAAGGGAUAAAAGUAGAACCUCUAAACACGGCCGACAGAAAAUUGCACCAAAAUAUAAUUUACAUCCAGCAAAAUUGCGGAAAGCAUGCACCAUAAAGAACUCGAGUGGAACAGUGCAUCUAGACAAGACCAGAUACCAUGUAUGGAAGACCAAGAUGAUACUUUGUGUGAUUAAUUCUGGAGAAAUAUCAACACCAACUAUACUUUGUUUUCCUGCGCAAAACAUUGCUGCAUUAUCAGAUGUUAAGCAUAGUUUUGAAAUGGUUUGUCGAAGUAGGAAGAGAACUCCUGCAAAAUCGUUUACUCAAAAUUCCAACAGAUUGAGCGGAAUGUUUGGUUGUGGCAUUUUGGAAGUUGAUGCUGCUUCGCUUUCUAAAAAACACACAAAAUUGGUCCAUGCAAACGAUGUCACCAUUAUAUUGAAAGAUUGCUUGCUUGAUUUGGACGGAUGGAUGAAUAAAAUGGCUUUUGCAGAUAUGAACGUCGCAACAGCGGUUAAUCAUUAUAUGCCAUCAAAACCUUUGCUUUCUGCUGCGAGUAACAUGACAUGCUUAUCAACGUUGAACCUAAUUGCAUGUGGCCUCAUCCAGCCAACUAAAGAAUACUGCAGCUUUGCUACUUCUGUGAUUGAUCCAUCGGAAUUCUAUAUUCAACUGUAUGAUACAUUUGAUGUGAUGAUAACCCUCUAUUCAUUACUGACAGAGUUACCAGAAAAGUUUCAAGCAUUAUCUCUAGAUUCCUUGAAUCCUGGUACAACUUGUCUAAUCAAAUUUGUCAAUGAUAAGCAGUGGUACAGGGCUGAAAUUUGCACAAUGUCACAACAGGUAGUUCAUGCCAGAGCUGUUGAUUAUGGACAUUAUAUCUUCAUCCAGCCUUCAGAUUUUAGCAAAAUAAGGGUACUUAUUAAAGAACUUCCUGAAAUACCAUGCUUAACUAAUCCCUGCAGUUUAAAUGGAGUUGUGCCUGCAAUAAGAGAUUUUUGGACAGAUAAAGCUAUCACCUUCUUUCAACAUUCUUUGAACAAGCCAAAUUUGACUGUUAUUUUCAGACGGCAUUUUACUGAGUUAGCCUGGGAAGAGGACCUUGUUAUAAAUAACAAGUGUGUGGCAGUAGAUUUAGUUGAUGCUGGGCUUGCUGAAUUUCUGAAAGGAAUUAUUAACUUCUCCACGAGAUGUACAUUCAGUUCUGCAGAAGUUUUUCGGACUAUGACUGUUCCCAUCUUCAAACGUCAAUUUGAUAAACAUGGUGACCUGCAAAUUUAUCAAGGAAUUAGUCCAUCUAUGAGAAAUAUGAAGCUAUCUGUUUAACAACAAAAGAUAUGAGACAACUUUCUGAAGAUGUCUUCACCCAAAAAGCAUUGAUCAAGACUGGCCUUUGCUAUACAAAUGUUCACUGACAUGCGCUGCAUUGAAUCAUGAUCAGAAUUGAUUGGAGAGUUUUGAGAUUACAAAUAAUAAUGAGGGAAUGUGUAGAAUAUUACUUUGAAAUUUUCCACACUAUUUCAUUGAAGGAUAUCAUAAAUACAAAUGUACUUAAUCUGGUACUAGGGUUAAUUGUAAAACAAGUUUAAACAAUCGUUACAAGUUAGUGAAAACAAAGAAUCUCACCAAGAUUGGAAUGUGGAUUUUGUUUUGAAACAAUAUUUGUAGAUUUAUUUUGUUGAAGUUAGCAAGUUUAAAUGUACUUAAUUAGUAAUGGAAACUGUUAUUUGUACACAAAUGCUUGAAGAUUUUAAAUUAAAAUCUGAAACACUGA
Messenger RNA from Amblyraja radiata (thorny skate), 5542 nucleotides. It is a transcript of the gene tdrd15, whose product is annotated as tudor domain containing 15. NCBI's taxonomy places the organism in Eukaryota, Metazoa, Chordata, Chondrichthyes, Rajiformes, Rajidae. Bases 130 to 5094 code for a protein of 1654 amino acids. The transcript is spliced from 4 exons. The record is from RefSeq and is a predicted model, not a curated record.